Pipistrellus nathusii (Nathusius's pipistrelle) is the source of this 1128-nucleotide messenger RNA. The record is from the annotation of a GenBank genome assembly. Lineage: Eukaryota; Metazoa; Chordata; Mammalia; Chiroptera; Vespertilionidae.
AUGUCCAUGAACACUUCCAAACAGCCAGUGUCUCCCGCAGCUGGGCUCCUUUCCAAUACAACGUGCCAGACGGGCAACCGGCUCUCUGUCUUUUUCUCCAUAAUCUUCAUGACGGUGGGGAUCUUAUCAAACAGCCUCGCCAUUGCCAUACUCAUGAAGGCCUAUCAGAGAUUCAGGCAGAAGUCCAAGGCGUCCUUUCUGCUCUUGGCUAGUGGCCUGGUAAUCACAGACUUCUUUGGCCACCUCGUCAAUGGGACAAUAGCCGUGUUCGUAUAUGCCUCCGACAAAGACUGGAUCCGCUUCGACCAGUCAAACAUCCUGUGCAGUAUUUUUGGCAUCUCCAUGGUGUUUUCUGGCCUGUGCCCCCUUUUCCUGGGCAGCGUGAUGGCCAUCGAGAGGUGCAUCGGAGUCACCAAACCGAUAUUCCAUUCUACAAAAAUCACCUCCAAGCACGUGAAAGUGAUGCUGGCCGGGGUGUGCUUGUUUGCUGUUUUUGUGGCUUUGCUGCCCAUCCUCGGGCACCGAGACUAUCAGAUUCAAGCAUCGAGGACCUGGUGUUUCUACAAAACAGAACAUAUCCAAGACUGGGAAGAUAGGUUUUACCUUCUCCUCUUUUCUUUUCUGGGGCUCUUAGCCCUCGGGGUUUCCUUCGUGUGCAAUGCCGUCACAGGAGUUACCCUCUUAAGAGUGAAGUUUAGAAGUCAGCAGCACAGACAAGGCAGGUCUCACCAUUUCGAAAUGAUCAUCCAGCUCCUUGCGAUCAUGUGCGUCUCCUGCAUCUGCUGGAGCCCGUUUCUGCUGACAAUGGCCAACAUUGGAAUAAAUGGAAAUCAUUCCAUGGAGACCUGUGAAACAACUCUCUUUGCUCUUCGAAUGGCAACGUGGAAUCAAAUUUUAGAUCCGUGGGUGUACAUUCUUCUACGGAAGGCAGUCCUUAAGAAUCUCUACAAGCUUGCCCGCCGCUGCUGUGGAGUGCAUGUCAUCAGCUUACAUAUGUGGGAACUUAGCUCCAUUAAAAAUUCCUUAAAGGUUGCUGCAAUUUCUGAGUCACCAGUUGCAGAAAAAGUAAAUCAGCAAUCACCUAGUUUAAUAGGACAGCAAGUCAGCAUAGGUAUGGGACAAAAUUAA